AUGGCAGGCGACUCCCGAGAUUUCAGUAUUCGGAAGACACUGGAUCAAAGAGUCCGCGCCUACUUCCAGAGCCAUGACGCUGGACGCAUUGACGAGAUGAAGCGUUGGUACGCCGACGACGUCAUUCAAAUCUUCAGUGUCCAGGUGCUCGGAAAAAUAUGGAAGGGCAAGGAAGAGGUCAUCGCCAGUCAUGAGAAAGCUUUAGCAGACCGAAAGAGACGCGGAUGGACUAUUGUCACUGUUCCCACCUGGGUCAUUGUUGACCGAGGAAGAAUCACCUGCCGCAUCGAGCGAUUCUACUCCGAACAGACAUGCAAAGGGAUCAUCAAGUACACGUUUCUCGCGGUAUUUGAUCUGGACUCAACCGGACACCUGACUGGCGAAUCUCGCGAUCGCAACCUGCGGCCAUUUAUCGAGGGACAAGCCAAAAAACUCAUUGAUGAUCUGUUUUGGGGUGAAAAAGAUCUUGCGUCUGAGUGGUUCGACGCCAGCAUCAGCUUGGUGAUCAACCUCGAACAAAACCCAGGCGUGGUUUUCCUUGGCAAAGACGAGGCGAUGGGGUACUUCAAGAAUCACGACGACAAAAAGGACAUGGAGCAGAAGUGGUACGACUGGAACAUCGUUCUCGUUACCGCUGACCGUGGUCGUGUCACUUCCUACGCCGAGAAACUCUCCGUAGAAUUCAACGAGAACGGCGCGGUCAGCCCGAUAGAUAAAGAGGUCAUACUCAUUACAAUGGACCUCAACGAUUCCAACAAGAUCCAACGCAUGGAGUACCGUGUUCUUCGCAGGGACAAAAUCGCGAACCAUAUGCCCUGGGAGGAAGCUGUCGCAAAACUGAUUACCAAGUCUGUCGUUAUCGACUACAACAUCUGA
This is a messenger RNA of Colletotrichum gloeosporioides, 876 nucleotides long. RefSeq lists its product as uncharacterized. Lineage: Eukaryota; Fungi; Ascomycota; Sordariomycetes; Glomerellales; Glomerellaceae. The record is from RefSeq and is a predicted model, not a curated record. The transcript is spliced from 2 exons. The coding region runs from base 1 to 876 and encodes 291 amino acids.